GUCAAGGUCACAAAUUUGCCGAUUUCUGUUGUGAGAGUUUUUGACGGCGAUUAUGUUCGAAUUCCUUCUUAUUCCAAACAAAUAUAGCAUUUCAGUGUCAAUUGAAACCAAGAUGACAGUCGUCUAAUAUAGGUCCGACCUUGACUUCGUAGUUGUUCGUCGUACGAGACACUCUUGCUCCUCCAUGGAACAACACAAGAUGAAGAAGCAGAGCAUUCGUAUUAAGAUUAUCAGCAUGGGGAAUGCUGAGGUGGGGAAGAGCUGUAUAAUCAAAAGAUACUGUGAAAAAAGAUUUGUACAUAAAUAUCUUGCCACGAUUGGGAUUGAUUAUGGAGUAACAAAGGUGACAGUCAAAGAUAAAGAAAUCAAGGUGAACAUAUUUGAUAUGGCGGGACAUCAUAUAUUUUAUGAGGUGCGGAAUGAGUUUUACAAGGACACACAGGGUGCGCUACUGGUGUUUGACGUGUCGGACCGGGCGAGUUUUGAAGCAUUAGAGCACUGGUUAGGCGAGAUGAGGAACGAGAUUGGAAACCUGAGUGAGAUGGAAAGCAUUUUCUUCGUCGUCUGUGGAAAUAAGACAGACAAAAAGCGGGAAGUUGACGAAGCAGAGGGCAGAAUCUGGGCCGACAGCAAAGGCUUCCAUUAUUUUGAGUCAUCGGCACAAACUGGGGAUGGAGUGAAUGAAAUGUUUCAGGAAUUAUUUGAGGGUGUUGUAUCCCUUGUCGAAACAGGAGGAAAGCGUCAGCCAAUCACAACGCAGUUAGGAUACACAAAAGAACAAGUUGACGCCAUUCAGCGACUAAAAAAUUCUAAAAAUGAUUAUGAAAGACUUGGUCUUCCUUAUGCGGCUUCAAAGGAGGACGUCAACAAAGCGUACAGAAAGCUUGCGGUUAUUUUACAUCCGGAUAAAAACGUCGCGCCAGGGAGUGAGGAGGCUUUCAAACUACUCGUGUCAGCCCGAACUGCACUACUGAAGAACUGCAGGUGAUGCACAAUGAUACUCAAAUGUGAUAAAAACAGUUGAACUAUAAUUAAGGACACAUUGGGCUCAAAAGUGCUGGCCUUAAUGGAGAGAUUUCCCGAUUACUGACGAUGCUGGCUUUUGUGCACAAUAGAGGAUUUUACACCAUCUCACUGAGAUUCUAAUGCGUGAUAGAUUUCUGUGCACAUAAACACGACAUUUGAAUUCUGUUUCAGAACUUUGAGGAAUCUCACUUCCAUCUGAAUUUAUAUUCAGGCAUGUCAUGAGAGUUUGGCUAAUAUUUAUAAAAGACUAGUGAAUGCUUUUACUUUAAAUUCAUGUACAUUUACACCAGCCAUGUCUGUAGAAAACUGUAGUAAAAGCAUUUACUAGUCUUUAUAGAUAUUAGCCAUUGACCUCAGGAUUCUUACAACAGAUUUUUUAACUGGCGCCACUUGACCUUAGGAAAAAGCAGACGUCAGAUUUGGCUGUCAUCCAUUACUCUGGAUUCGACAGGAUAAGAGAAGUCAGGACAUGGAGUGACAUUCAAAAUGGUCACUCAAUGACGUCACUAAAUGGCCUCUAUAUUGCACAGAUUUGACGAAUCCUAUACCAACUACCUUCUUGAAAUUAACAAAUGAGUAUUACUGAUGUCUGAUGGUUUCAAAAUUUUCUACAUUUAUUGAGUACAAUGCUGUACAAUUAUUCCGUCCUUGUUGGGGAUUCAGAUUGGCUUGUUUUGAUUUCUGAAGUUCUUGUGGUAACUCAUUUACCCCUUUAGAUCUUAACCUCUUCAAUCCUAAAACUUGAAAAUCCCGGGAUCCAAGGAUGGUCACGUGGUCGCGAAAUUGGGUCCGACUUUCACGAUGUAUAGCGCCCGCAUACAACCGCCAAAGUCCGGUACCGAGGCACCAUCUACCCAGGCAUGCUCUAACUGACCCUACUGUACAUCAAACACGCUAAAACAAGCAAUGAACUAGCGUCCCAGCUCAAUGGAAUAAAAAUAUCACAGAGACUGACCUGUCGGUCGUUGGGAAAAAACGUUAUUUCAAAAUGACCGACUGGUCGGUCACCGGGAUUUAAGAGGUUAACCGGCGGAUAUCCGGCCACUGAUUUUUGUCCAUGUACCCCAAACCGCCCACCAGUAUAUAUGUAUAUAGCUAUUCUCAAGUGACACCAUCGCCAUCUUUACUUAAGCAAUGAAACUUAAGGCCAGUUUUUGGUUGGUUAGGGAUCGCUUGCUGAAAUAUUAUUGACAUUUAGUGGCUGGCUUGACCAGGGGUGCUUUUGGAGGUCAAAAUAAGUCGAGCAGAGAAUCCCUUGAUAUUUCAGACAGUGAAUUGUUUAGUUUAUUCUAGAUUUAUUUUGAUAAUAAAAGCGAC
Molecule: messenger RNA, 2343 nt
Organism: Lineus longissimus
Lineage: Eukaryota; Metazoa; Nemertea; Pilidiophora; Heteronemertea; Lineidae
Product: dnaJ homolog subfamily C member 27-like
Exons: 8
Coding region: 185-988 (267 amino acids)
Biological process (GO): vesicle-mediated transport
Molecular function (GO): GTP binding; GTPase activity
Source: RefSeq, a predicted model, not a curated record